AUGGCGACGACAGAGUCCCCAAGCUCUGUUCGGAAAGUUGUUGUUCAUCUAAGAGCUACUGGAGGUGCUCCGAUACUCAAACAAGCUAAAUUCAAGAUUCCAGGGACUGAUAAAUUUGCUAAAGUGAUCGACUUUCUAAGAAGACAGCUUCAUUCUGAUUCAUUGUUUGUUUAUGUGAAUAGUGCUUUCUCGCCAAACCCUGAUGAAUCAGUAAACGAUCUCUACAAUAACUUUGGCUUUGACGGCAAACUGGUGGUUAACUAUGCUUUUUCAAUGGCAUGGGGCUAA
Molecule: messenger RNA, 288 nt
Organism: Microthlaspi erraticum
Lineage: Eukaryota; Viridiplantae; Streptophyta; Magnoliopsida; Brassicales; Brassicaceae
Source: the annotation of a GenBank genome assembly